AUGCUGUCUCGAGCAAGUCAGGGCCGUGUGCUGGCCUCGGUCGCACGAGCGACACCGCAAGCACCCCGCACUGCCGCUCGACGGAGCGAUGCCGGCAGUGAGGCCGCGUCCGUAUCGCCCUCAUACACCAAAGCAUCCUUCUCCACCUCUCGAUCCUCGCACCUCUUCCCUCUAACGCACCUCUCCCACUCGCCCGUCUUUCUCGACAAGGUAGCCUCCCCCGACAGCUCGGGCGUGAUCCCCGCUUUCCGUCUGCUCGACGGCCAAGGUCACGUGCUGCCCGAAGUGCCCGAGGAAUGGAAGAAGCAACUCGAGGAGGUCCCCGAGGAGACUUGGGUCAAGUUGUACAAAUCCAUGAUGUUCCUUCCUGCUCUGGUGAGUAGUUGGGGAAUGCCGUGAGCGUUCUUGGACGAGGAAGGAGGACUGAAGUCUUUGACUUUUACGUAUCAGGACACGAUCCUUGCUUCGUCCCAGCGGCAGGGGAGGAUUUCGUUCUACAGUCAGUUGGGGGCUAUGGUCAUCCAAGUCAACAUCAAACCACUAAGCCGAACUUAUGUUGUGCUGGCAGUGACAUCGUAUGGAGAAGAAGGAGCCGUCGUCGGAUCCGCGGCCGCGUGGUCUCCCACCGACGAAGUUUUCGCUCAGUAUCGGGGUGCGUGCUUGACUCACGCCUCGCACAUUCCGAGACUACGAUCUGGCCAUCUGAUCUUUUGAUCCAAUUCACAGAGGUCGGCGUACUCGUAUGGCGAGACUAUCCGUACGUGCACUCCGUUGGCUCAGACCCCGGACAAGAACUAAAUUUUCCCCUUCUCUCCCAUUCUCUUGGCACAGUCUCUCGGACCUUAUGGCCCAAGUGUUUUCGACCGUAUCCGACAAAGCCUCGAAAGGACGUCAAAUGCCCGUCCACUACGGAUCCCCCACGCACCACUUCCACACCAUUUCCUCCCCGUUGGGCACCCAAAUCCCUCAAGCUGCCGGAGCGGCGUACAGCUUGAAGCUCUCUCCCGAACGAAAGGGGGAUUGCGUCAUUUGUUAUAUGGGUGAGGGCGCGACGAGUGAAGGCGAUUUUCAUGCUGGGUUCAAUAUGGCCAGUGUCUUGGGUGGACCGGUCGUCUUCUUCGUCAGGGUUCGUCUCCGAUCCCGGUUGCUUCAAGUGAGGGGGGCCGGAGAACUGAUCUCGAGCAAUAUCGGUGCGCUCGCAGAACAACGGUUUUGCCAUCUCUACGCCGGCAGCUCAGCAGUACAAAGGCGACGGCAUAGCAGCCCGAGGACCGGGGUACGGGAUCGAAACUGUGCGAGGUGAGCGUGCCGGAUCUCGCGCUUGAGGUUUCACGAAUCGAACUGACGCGAUCGGGACCUCUUCCACUCUCGAACAGUCGAUGGCAAUGAUCCUUUGGCGGUCUACCUCGCUUCGAAAGAAGCACGACGACGUGCAGUCGAAGGUCAAAAUCCGGUUCUCGUCGAAGUGAGUCAAGUCAAGCUGUCUUAAAAUCACACUGGGUCUUCCUAUCAAGCCUACUGACCCUCCCCUCCUCCCUACCUCGAAAGGCUAUGAGUUACCGCGUUGGCCACCACUCGACCUCGGACGAUUCGAGCGCCUACCGUUCGACCGACGACGUCUCCAGCAUCAAGAAACUUGAUUCCCCCUUGUUCCGUCUCCGUUCCUACCUUGAAACGAGGAACCUCUGGUCCUCCGAAUUGGAAGAAGCGACCAAGGUCGAACAGAGGAAGAGCAUUUUGAGAGCUUACGCGGGGGCGGAUAAGGAGAAGAAGCCUGCUUGGGAGGAAAUGUUUGGUGGGGUUUACGGCGACCGGGAGGAUGGUGGGUUGGAGAGGCAUUUGAAGGAACAGAAGAUGGAGGUCAAGAGGCUGAUUGGGAAGUGGGGGCAGAGUGAUAUGUGGAAGAAGGAUUUGGAGAGGCACGAUGGUGGGAUCGAAGCCGUCAAGAAGUGGUGA
Messenger RNA from Microbotryum saponariae, 1956 nucleotides. Lineage: Eukaryota; Fungi; Basidiomycota; Microbotryomycetes; Microbotryales; Microbotryaceae. The record is from the annotation of a GenBank genome assembly.